Anopheles maculipalpis is the source of this 559-nucleotide messenger RNA. RefSeq names its product protein SGT1 homolog (gene Sgt1). The record is from RefSeq and is a predicted model, not a curated record. Gene Ontology annotation, molecular function: protein-folding chaperone binding. Lineage: Eukaryota; Metazoa; Arthropoda; Insecta; Diptera; Culicidae. Bases 10 to 555 code for a protein of 181 amino acids. The transcript is spliced from 2 exons.
CAGACACAGAUGGCAAAGGUAAAAUACGAUUGGUAUCAAACAGACACGGCCGUCACGGUGACGGUUUUGUUGAAGAAUGCGACCGAAAAGAACUACACCGUCCAGCUGGAACAAAACGCACUCACCCUGCAAGCGGACGGUAUUGAACCGAUCGCACUGAACCUGUGGAAUCCGAUCAAUGUUGAGCAAAGUUCACACAAAGCAUCACCGAGCAAGGUAGAAAUAAAGCUAGCCAAAAUGAUCGGUCAGCGUUGGGAAGCCCUGGAACGGAAGCAAUCAACGGAAGAGCCACGGCCAACAUCCACCACUGCGAAGAAGCUGUGCGAUUGGGACAAAAUCUCGAAGGAAAUUGAAAAUGAGGAUGAGACGAAGGACGACGUGAAUGCGCUGUUUCGAAAGAUUUUCGCCGACGCCAACGAGGACACCCGGAAGGCGAUGAUGAAGUCGUACUACGAGUCUGGUGGCACAGUGCUAAGCACCAACUGGGACGAAGUUGGUUCAAAAACGGUACAAGUUAGUCCACCGGAUGGGUGUGAGUUUAAGAAGUGGAACUAAAGUC